This is a messenger RNA of Capra hircus (goat), 838 nucleotides long. RefSeq names its product secretoglobin family 1C member 1 (gene SCGB1C1). The coding region runs from base 419 to 706 and encodes 95 amino acids. Lineage: Eukaryota; Metazoa; Chordata; Mammalia; Artiodactyla; Bovidae. The record is from RefSeq and is a predicted model, not a curated record. The transcript has 3 exons.
GGCUAUCUCGGGGCUCAGAGCUCAAUACUGGUCCACAAAGCACAUUGAGUGGAGGGGGUUUUCCACUCCAGAAGAAAGGCCUGGGCCUGGGCCCAGCACAAGAGCCUGCCACUCUCAGCCACAAGCCAAGCAAGGCUAGAGGCCCUCAGCGUCCCUUCCUUCCACACUGACCGGGCUCACCUUGCCCCCUUACGUAUGCCCAUGCACCCCAAACGGUUUGCCAACCCGCCCUCACAGAGCACCCUGGGCCCCUUGCCGCUUGGCACCCACUCAGGGCAGGGGGUGAGGACACACCCCCAGCUGCCCUUCCUGUGCUCUCACUGGCCAGGCCUUGACAAGCAGGUGGGACCCGCCCCCAGACUGGCCUGUGAGGCAUAAAGCCGGCAAGGCAGCUCAUGAGUCACCGCCGCUCUGCACCAUGAAGAGAAGCAGCGCCCUCCUGCUAGCGGCUCUUGCCGUGCUCUGCACCUGUGGGCUGGCCACAGGGGAGGACAGCGAAGAGCUUUUCAUGGACUUCCUGCAAACGCUGCUGGUGGGGUCCACAGAGGAGCUCUAUGAGGGGCCCCUGAGCAAGUACAACAUCAAUGCAGACGCCAAGGCAGCAAUAGCCAAGCUCAAGUCCUGCGUAGACGGCCUACAGCCCGUGCACAAGGCGGAGCUGGUCAAGCUGCUGGUGCAAGUGCUGGGCAGUCAGGACGAUGCCUAGUGGACCCCAGACGUGGCUCCAAACAGCCAUAGGACCAGCUACACAAGCAGCCACGAAGACAACACCCCUACCACUUCCCUAGGCGUGAAUUCACCCUCAAGUCACCCAACCAAUAAAGCCUCCUGUAGCUCA